Thamnophis sirtalis is the source of this 1137-nucleotide messenger RNA. The record is from RefSeq and is a predicted model, not a curated record. Lineage: Eukaryota; Metazoa; Chordata; Lepidosauria; Squamata; Natricidae.
UUGCUAUUGCUAUUAAAUAUCGUUUUUAAUUCUUAUUAAAUGAAUAAAAUGCAUUGAGUUCAUAGAAAACACAAAGUUAAUUUUAGGCCAUCUCUACACUGCAAAUCUCUUUUGGAAAGAUUAUAUCUUGCACUUUAAGGGACAUAAACAAAUCUAUUUAAAUACCCAAAUAUAAAAAAUGGAACAAAGUUCUCUUUGAAUUACUCCUUUAAGUUCAUCAAUAAUAUUCUACAACCAUCCCAUUGGACUAUGAAAGAGCAUCUAAGGAAUUACCCAAAGGCUUUAUGUAUUCAUGAGCUUUGCAGAUAGUAAAAUCGGAUCUUAAAAUGUGAAGAUUGUAUUUGCCUCAUCUAUUUUAUUUACUGUUUUGUUUAAAUUAAAUGAAGGAUUAUUGAAGGUCAAGAUGGAAACCCAGAAAAGGUUAGGGAACGUGGUUUAAGCUAUUCAAAUGAUUGUGUUUUCUCCUAAUGAAACAUUGCAUUCUUCUUUGCUUCCUGUAGCUUAGUCAUCCAGUGGAGAUUUGUCAGCAGGGUUCAAAAGCAGAUGAAUGCAUUUCUUGAGGGAUUUACAGAACUCCUGCCCACCGACUUAAUUAAAAUUUUCGAUGAAAACGAAGUGGAGGUUCAAACGGUCCUCAGCUGUUUACAAUAGAGCAAUGGGGAAGCCCUGAGAAGUUACCCAGAGCUCACACCUGCUUUAAUCGCCUUGACUUACCUCCGUAUGACUCUUUUGAAGAAUUGCGAGAGAAACUUCUAAUGGCCGUUGAAAAUGCUCAAGGAUUUGAAGGAGUGGAUUAAGUGGGCGCCUCCUCCUGCUGCUGCUUCUUCAUCUUGUUAUUCUUCUUCUUGUUAUCUUAUUAGUAAAACAAAGAUUCUGUUCUCGGAGCAAGUUCUGCAAGCACUUUUUGAUUUUCCAGCAGACUUUUUUCAGGAUAUGGAGCAGAACGAUUGCACAAUGGAGCGAUGUCUGAAUCCAGCAAUGGGAAAUAACUUUCUUUCACUUGUGGAUAGUAUUUCUGAAAUUUCCACAACAAAUUACCCACUGGUUGAUGUAUACUCCAAUGACAUUUCAGCAGGACUUGUCUAUUUAUGUCGUGCCUCUGUAGGCAAAAGCCCUUAAUAAAUGUUUUACAUACUU